AUGACAUCAUGUCACGAGCUCACCUUACAUGAAAAAGUACAAUUAAUUUAUGACAACAGAGAUGGUAAUGGUUUGUCACAACGUAAAUUGGCCGAAAAAUAUAAUAUUUCACUUGGUUCAGUAUCAAAUAUUUUAAAACGCAAAACAGAAUACUUAAAGGAUUAUGAAACAAAUCAAAAUCAAACUGUUAAACGAAAAUCUAGAGAUGUUAAUGUGCAAACGCUGGACGAACAAGUAUCUGAAUGGUUUGUUCAACAGCGUGCAAAAGGAAUACCUAUUUCAGGACCUAUAUUACAGGAAAAGGCACGUGACAUAGCUGAGUCAUUAGGUGAUCAAUUUGCAUCAUUUAAAGGAUCUAAUGGAUGGUUAGAAAAGUUUAGAGCAAGACACAACAUUUCACAUUAUGUCAUUAGUGGUGAAAGUUCAUCUGUAGAUGUUCAAACUGUUGAUGAUUGGAUUCAACGUUCAUCAAAAAUUACACAUGGUUAUGAUGCAAAAAAUAUUUUUAAUUGUGAUGAGACUAUUUUGUUUUUUAAAACCAUGCCUGAUGACUCAUUAACAUUUGAUCAAGAAGAAUGUAAAGGAGCAGAUAUAGUAACAGUAACAGGUGAUGAGCAAUGUGAAGAAUUAGAAAAAUUAGAUGAUUUAUUACAACAUGUCACAAUUGGUGGUCAAACAAUGAAAGCAAGUGAUUUCAUUGAAUUAGACAAAGAUAUACCUCCAUUUAAUAUAUGGUUUGAUAAUUGUGAACGUCUUAUGGCUAGCGAUCUUAUUGAAUUCAAUGAUGAUGAUGAAAUAGAUGAUGAAGAUGAUCGAAUAACAACAGAAUCAUCACAAAAAUAUCGGAAGCAAUGGAAAUGA
Rotaria sordida is the source of this 861-nucleotide messenger RNA. The record is from the annotation of a GenBank genome assembly. NCBI's taxonomy places the organism in Eukaryota, Metazoa, Rotifera, Eurotatoria, Philodinida, Philodinidae.